GAGCCUAUUUUUUAAACGCACCGAGGCGAUUUGAAAACAUGGCUUAGAAAUUCUUUCAUAAACGUUUCCUUUCCCAUAUUUCUGUUUUAUUUGUAUUGGAGUAGCUUGUUUGGUCUUGACAUUUUUAUCCCUCAAUUUACUGGUGGAGGUUAGCGUAACAAAAACAUGGCGUUUGCCCCAGCGGUUUGGUUAGCUGUUCAGGAAGAACUCUGUGGGGACAACAGUUCGGAAACAAAGCCUGAAAACUACUUUGAUGAUUUUGAAGAUGAGGAACUGUUUCAAAUGUUUCACCUUACUCGACCAUGCAUCAAUUUCAUUACAGACUAUGUAAGUCACCAGAUGACAAAAAUACAUGAUACCAAACAGACCAGUCAUUCUCCUUGCGGAAUGGUGAUGACCGCGUUGGACUACUAUGCUAACGGAAUUGUAUCAACGACAGUCCAAAAUAAAGUCGGAUUAAAUCCCUUAGAAACGCCAGAAGUCAUUUAUAUCGUUUCAAAGGUGUUGUCCGGUAUGGUCAGUGAUUUUGUCACUUUCCCGAGGACUCGUGACUCGAGAGCCAACGUCGCUAAUGACAUAAAGAACUUCUGCGGGAUGCCGAACGUGUUGGGUGUGGUGGCUUGUCUGCAUGCGAGGGUGAGACCGGCUCAUCUCCAGCCCGAGCUCUUUCGGAAUACUCUGGGUUUCUUAUCAGUCAUGAUCCAAAUCAUCUGCGACUGUGAAGGAAAUAUUUUGAGUGUGGAAGAAUGUUGUGUAGGCAGCACUCCUCAGCAAAACAUCUGGAACACCUCUGUUAUAGGAUCUCAAUUUAAGCGAGGGGUACAUGGAACCAACUGGAUUAUAGCGGGUUCCGGUUACACGCUCGGCUGUCAUCUCCUGACGCCCGUGUUUCCCGCCAACAGCGAGCCGGAAAAGCGCUUUAACUCCGCGCACGCCAAGGUUCUCCGAAUGAUGCAGGAAACUAUCACGUCGCUGAAGAAGCGCUUCCUGUGUCUCAAGUUCUUCGGUUACGCGCAGCAGGACGCCCUGGAUAAGAAGGGUGAUGUCAUGAACGCCUGCUGCGUCCUGCACAACAUUGCCAAGAAAUUUUCCGUCCCGUCUGUGGUGGAACCGGGGGAGAACUUGGAGACCAUGCACCCGGGAGCGCAGUUCCGGGACUUGUCCGCAGAGCUGCCUCUCGAGAUGGCAAAGGCCAGAGACGACAUCAUUGCUGGAUAUUUCUCUGUCUCUGGAGCGACAGUAUGAAAUGCUACAGGAUGAACUCGCCGGUGAAGGUACACGGAGGGAAAUGUAGAAUGACAUCACAAGCCAAGUCUUGCACGCAUACAGGCAGUCUGGGAAUCUUGUCCAGUUAAGAUGAAGAAAAUAAUUAUUUAACAGUUUCUGUUUCAUUCUUGGAAAAGUAAAAAGAAAAUAAUAAUAAGGUUUUGGAAAA
Molecule: messenger RNA, 1435 nt
Organism: Hypomesus transpacificus
Lineage: Eukaryota; Metazoa; Chordata; Actinopteri; Osmeriformes; Osmeridae
Product: putative nuclease HARBI1
Exons: 2
Coding region: 166-1245 (359 amino acids)
Source: RefSeq, a predicted model, not a curated record